Molecule: messenger RNA, 4035 nt
Organism: Tympanuchus pallidicinctus (lesser prairie-chicken)
Lineage: Eukaryota; Metazoa; Chordata; Aves; Galliformes; Phasianidae
Gene: CYTL1
Product: cytokine like 1
Exons: 4
Coding region: 3104-3502 (132 amino acids)
Biological process (GO): positive regulation of transcription by RNA polymerase II
Source: RefSeq, a predicted model, not a curated record
GAUGUCACCAGCAAAUUCUCUUGAAGUCAUCACUGAGCUUCUCAAGUUAUUUGCCUGUAUGUGGACUAUAAAUUGAACAUAUUCAUAGAUCAAGGAUAAGCUGAUAAGCUACAAAUAGAAGAAAACUGAGAAGAAAUUUUGUCUUUUUUGAAUUGAAUUGCAUAUUCUUCACGCUGAGCUGUGCAGAAAUGCUGAUGAGCUAGGAGACAUUGGAAAAUACCCAUCUGGGCCAGAAUCAACUAUGCAUGAAAUCUGGCCCAGAAACAUGAAGAUUUAGGUGAGGAAAUUAAACCCUGGUCCUUCUUUUACAGCUCUUUCCUGAAGAAAAAAAAAUAAAUGAGUUGUUCUUCCUGAGAUUUCUGAGGGUAGCUCAUUUUUUAAAUUAUUUGAAUGGAUGUCCAUCUCAGGGUGGCUUUCCUUGAGUUAGUUUGUCUGGGAUCAAAGAGAAACCACAAGGCAGGAAUGCUGCAGCUGAGCAAAAAUUUCAGAGCAAAUUGAUCCAGCAAUUUUACCCUUUCACAAUGCAGAGUCUUUUAUUUAUUUGGUUGGCUGGUUAAAUGUUUUGGCAAAGCCUGGAUCCAGCUUGCUUUUUGGGACAAGAUCUUGGUAGCUCAGUGAAUCAUUGCAUUUUCUUGUUCGGCAAGAAGCCUUGAUCAUUUUCCUGCCUGUUGGUGGCAAAGCAUCUCUACAAGUACGUGGGGCUCAGUAAAACUCACCACUCAAGACAAAGAUAUUCGCAAGUAUGCAUGCUGAGUGUGUGGGCCUAGGUGGACUGCAAGUGCCAAGGCUUGAGAGGUAGGUGACAGACCUUUCAUCCCCAUUCCAUUCGUUGCUACAUCAGAACUAGGUCAUCCAACCCAACAUCUUCAGAGCUGAGAAAGAAAUGAAAUCCAUGUCAGGUGAUUAUGGAUGGGACCUCCAGGUAUGGCUCCUGUGGCAUAGGGCUUGCAACCUAGCUUGGGAAAUGGGGCUGUGUAUUGGGCCGUAGGAUGCUGCACACUUGCUUCUCUCCGCUUAGGCAGCCAAAGUACAGCACAGUUUAUAAUGUAAUUUCAAAUAACUGAGGGAACCUUUCACACUAGCCCAACCUAAAAAGAGGGACUUUUAAAUAGUUUUCAGCUGCCUCAAUCUGGCCCAGACACAGGACAUGGAGAAUUAUUUUACCACUUGUCAAUGGCACUCAGAACAGCUUUCUUUUAGAGCAUGAUCCACAGUAUUUUACUCAAAAUGGAGCCACCACCAAUGUUAGUAUAGGUAAAAUAUAAUGAAAAACAAUAAUGCUCACGCUAAGUAAAAAAAUAAAUAGAUAAACAAAUUCAAAGCAAAUAAUAUCAAAAACAUCCUUAACAGUAUUGUAUUGCUUAUAUCUUGCAUGGAGAGAAUAUUUACAUUGUUAAGAAAUCUGUUCUUCAGUCAGAGCAGCUACAUUUUAGCAGCUUGCCAAACAAGAAUAUGAUAGGAGGAUAAUAUUUCACUGCCACUCUCAGCUACUUUUUACAGUGAGGAGAUGAUUAUUAAGAGCCUGUUUCUUUACUGGAAAAGCUCACACAAAGAAGAAUCCUUCCCUUGGAUAUGCAAGAGGCAGUUUUGUUUAGGACUACAAUCCAACUGAGGUGUGCCGUCUUAUUUUCAAAGGUAGAAGGUUUUCCAGCUUCAUCUUGGCUCUUCAUUCACUUUUCUAAACAACUCCAUUUCCUAAAAUAAAAAAACUAAAAAUAAAACCCAACAACCCAUUUUCCAAAGGCAACCCUAAAUUCUCACUGUUGGGACUCCCAGCAGUUGAAAUUUUUCUAUCCUCACAAGGUAUUUAGCAAAUUACCAUUCAGGAGCACAUGACUUUACUAAACAAAUAUUUCUUUGAAAAAGCAAAGAAAUGCAACAAGACAGUACAAAGCAGAUCUGUUUCCUUGUUUCUUCCAGGUAUUUGGGUAGUCUCAAGUCAGAAUCCUCUACAAAAUACAUAAUUCUUUUUCCCAAGACUGGUUUUCUCUCCGAAGUGACUGAUAGGAAGCUCCUUUAUUUUACAGAUGCUUUGUCAUUUUCCCUUUUCUCAUCUUCAACUGAGAAUUCCCAGUUUAUUUCAGUGCCAUGGGGAUUGUGCCCUCCAUCAGAUAAUUUCCUAUUUUGGUCAGUACCAAGCUAGAACCUCAAUUUGAAAGGUGUUGGGUUCUACUGAUUCUUUUGGGGGGUGGGAGGGUAACUUGUGAAAUAAGCAGUUCUUCAGCAAAAAGUACUUCCAUUUUAUAGGACAAUUAACAUUUAACAACAUAUGUUCAGCCCCAUGCCUGCUUCCCAGCAUCUGGAUGUUUCAGCUCCAUCUGGAAUCUAAUAAAGGAACAGAGUCUCAUAAAUCUAACACAGAAAGCAAAAUGGUGUUUAUACAUUUACGACAGCCAUAUAGAGAUGCAUUAAUUCUAUUUGAGACCACAAAUGUGUAAAUAUACAGCACUCCUCUGGUAGCCAUUGCAAGCGCUGUUGGCUUUGGUUUAGAAAUAGAGAGAGUCUGCACAGGUUGAAAAGAGAAAAUGAUACACAGUCAGAGGUCUUUCUUAUAGCAGUAACCUUUCAGGCCUGCUAAGGAUGAUAAGCAAGUCUGAUCAACACUGUCAGCAUAAGACAACAGCGCUCGGAGGAUGCCUCUCCAUGCCUCUCCACAUACCAUAUGCAGUCCUGCAGCUUUAAAUUACUUUCUUGAAAAGAGGCUUGUAUGCCAAAACAUACACAAGACCACAGCCUCUCGCCCUUUGAUAACCCUGUACUGUUUCUUACACUAUUUCUCUUGCUUGGGAAGCUCACUCAGUGGUUUUCUUUCUGGAAUGCAGCAUGCCAGCAGUGCUUGUUUUUGUUAUCCUUGUUCCCUCAUUUCCCUGCUCCAGGGGAAAGUGCUAGCAGCCCCGCCUUGUAGGUUGGUAGGAAAUUUAAACCAGCAGUAAGCUGCUCCUUGGACCACCCCCAGACAUUUUUUCCCCUCGUUGAUACAGACGACUAUUUAACUGGGGGUUGACUUGUCAAAUUCAUUCACUGACGCUUAGCAGGAGCUGCCCAGCCAUUGACAAGAAUUUUUUCCUCAUCUCCUCCCCUGGACAAGCUCUCCAGGACAAAGAUGCUGCUGAGCCUGCUUGCUCUGCUCUCUGCAGCCCUGCUAGCCAGAGCAGCCCCUCCAACUUGCUACUCCAGGGUGUUAUCUCUGAGCAAAGAAAUCACUGAGUCCUUCAAGGAGCUGCAGACCUCCAAGGCUAAGGACUCAUGUGUAGAGACGCUGCCCAGGCUGUACUUGGACAUUCACAAUUACUGUGUGCUGACAAAACUGCGUGACUUUGUGGCCUACCCCAGAUGUGAAAGAGUGCUGGAAGUGAGUGAGCUGAAGGAAAAAGCCCGGAGCCUGUACACCAUUAUGAUCUCCUACUGCAGGAGGGACUUGGCAUUCCUUACUGAUGACUGUAAUGCUCUGGAAAGUCCCAUCCAAUCUUCCAUUGAGUCCUCUGAAGAUAUUGACAGCUAAAAUGGAGUCAGCCCCAAAGUUGUACCUGGGAAAUUUUCAAGGAGACCAGGAGUCAAGAUGCAUAUAACACUGUCAGCUACAGCAUUAGACCUUUUUUGAGCACACUAGUAAUAUUGUCUCAGACCUACCCAUUUUUCUCAGCCUUGGCAGGAAAUGAACCGCAUGCCUUACAUACCUGCAGAGCUGCUAGGAAAACUAUGGUUAGAAAGCAGUUUUUUAUUUGGCAAGGUAUGAUAUUUCAGCUUAGCCAAAUGUAUAAAGUACGUUUUGUUUAAACACUAGGUACUAGAUUUUUAAACUCUUCUAUGAAUAACUAGAUCGUACUACAUUUUCUGUAUUCUAUCCUAAGAAGUUAUUUUAUUAGAUUGACAUGAAAGAGACUUUGUUUUUCUUAAAACAUUUGAUAGAAAUGUAAUUCUGUGCUGACAGACUUCUCUCUAACUGUAUGGAUCAUAUAUGUAUGCUGGUAACGUUUGAUAUCAGACUUGUAAGAAUAGAAGUGAAAGUAUCUUGCCUGAGUGAAAAAUUAAAUA